AUGACCUCAAAUAAAGAUUUCUACUUUGGUUUACUCCGAGUGUCAAUGAUUCAAUUACUAAAAUCUCAAGGCUUCGAUAAAAGUAAACCAACAACAAUUGACACAAUCACAGAUUUAUAUUUGAAAUUUUUAACAUUAUUGAUAUCGGAAAUAACAAGAAUUGCUCAAGCUAGGGCGGGAAACCAUAAUGAAUUGUUAGAUCAAUCGGUCGUUUUACAAGACAUCACUUUAGCAAUGACAAAUCUUGGCAUAAUCAAUCCUACUAAUAAAUUAGACGUAUAUGACGAAAAUCCAGAAGUAAUAAAUGAUUUGGGACUAAUCAAAUUUAAAGAUUGGUAUGAGAACAGCUUAAAAGUUCAAAACGCUAGAAUUGUAGCAUUACCAGUCCCAGAACUUUUGCUACUUAAUGACAAUCCCGAUAAUAAUAAGGAAAAUAUAUUACUGGAUCCGACUAAUAAAAACAUACCUAACAGCAUGGAUUAUACUCAAUCUAGCAUUAUAGGAUCUACAACGGCAACGGCAACGGCAACGACUGCUACAGGAACAACAAUGAUUCCAGAUUUCAUUAAUCAAUUACAGAACCCAAGUCAACAAAACGAUACCUUUGCCCUAGAAGAAGAGAAACGAAGACAAGCGAAAAUUCAACAAGAAAAUGAUCUAAUUGAAGAACUCAUCAAUGACGGUGAUGUAGAUGAUUGGAUUAGAUCACUCAUUGCGAGGCAAAGAUUAAAUUUAACGCAUAAUAAAUUAUACCUAUCUAAAAAAUUCAAUAAUCCUAAUCCUUCCGAAAGGAACGAUGAAGAUGGAUUUGUUUGGACAUUAAACAAUUUGCCUCAUCUACCUGGUCUCAAAUAUUCUAUAUUGGAAAAUCCAUUAACUAAUACUUAUAAUAAUGUUAAAUUGAUUGCUCCAGAUCAAUUACUUCCGAGAAUCACAUCUUUCACGGACGAAGAAAAUGAAAAUGAUACUAUACGAACUAAAAAAAUAAUGGAAACAUUAAAUCAUUUAUUACCAAUCAUGAACCCAGAAAAUAAGUUAGAGAAUAUCAUAUUGUCGUUCGAAGCAUUACCAUCAUCUGAUGAAGAAGAAAAUAAUGAAGACGAGGACGUCCGGAAAGAUGAAGAUGAUGACAUAGAUAUGGAUCCUAAUGAAACUAACGUACAUAACUAUAAUAAUAAUAAUAAUACUAAAACGGUUGGAAGUUUCAAUUUCAAUCAAAGCAUUGAUACUAAAUAUGCUGAAUUACAGGAUAUGGAUAACACUUUCCAAAGAAGACAUUCCCUCGAGUUUGACUCCACAAACAACCAAUUCGAUUAUAAUUCGGAAUUUUAA
Naumovozyma dairenensis CBS 421 is the source of this 1332-nucleotide messenger RNA. RefSeq names its product Taf3p (gene TAF3). The transcript has a single exon. Bases 1 to 1332 code for a protein of 443 amino acids. The record is from RefSeq and is a predicted model, not a curated record. Gene Ontology annotation, molecular function: protein heterodimerization activity. NCBI's taxonomy places the organism in Eukaryota, Fungi, Ascomycota, Saccharomycetes, Saccharomycetales, Saccharomycetaceae.